AUUGCCCUCCGUCCACCAACCAAUUCGCCCAUCCCGGUCUCAUUCCCUCAUUCACAAUGGCUGGCGUCGCUUACUACACCAUUGCCGGCAAGCAGGUCGGCGGUCACUACCUGGCCAUGGCCUGGUUGGGCACCAUGUUCGCUGGUGUCAAGUAUGCCAUGUCUGGCAGCUCCAGCAAGCCUAGCGCCACCGCUGCUCCCCCGAUCAACGCUUCCAGCUCCGACGAGGCCGACUUCAUCAAGAACUUCCUCGACCAGCAGGACAAGAAGAACUAAGCGGCGGCCGGAGAAAGGACCAAGGUCUUGCGGUCUUGCGGACGCGGUGUAUAUUUAUCAGUCAUGGAGACAUGAGCUGUUCAUCGAGCCGGACAGCCGAUUUCAGAUACCAACAAAAGCCGAGUCAGCCAUUGGCGGCAUAACGAUGUCAGAAUUUCCAUCAGCUUUAUUGCGUGACUUUCGAUAAUGUGUCUACCCGAUUAUCUCCUACCGCCAAUAUCAGACAGUUCGCGUUGUGUUGCAC
Messenger RNA from Fusarium vanettenii 77-13-4, 519 nucleotides. RefSeq lists its product as uncharacterized. The record is from RefSeq and is a predicted model, not a curated record. Bases 57 to 275 code for a protein of 72 amino acids. The transcript has 3 exons. Gene Ontology annotation, biological process: proton motive force-driven ATP synthesis. Lineage: Eukaryota; Fungi; Ascomycota; Sordariomycetes; Hypocreales; Nectriaceae.